Molecule: messenger RNA, 2317 nt
Organism: Rattus rattus (black rat)
Lineage: Eukaryota; Metazoa; Chordata; Mammalia; Rodentia; Muridae
Gene: Foxi1
Product: forkhead box I1
Exons: 2
Coding region: 70-1188 (372 amino acids)
Biological process (GO): regulation of transcription by RNA polymerase II; cell differentiation; anatomical structure morphogenesis
Molecular function (GO): RNA polymerase II cis-regulatory region sequence-specific DNA binding; DNA-binding transcription factor activity, RNA polymerase II-specific
Source: RefSeq, a predicted model, not a curated record
UGAACACCUGUCAGGGGCAGCUCCAGAGAGCACAGGUGAAGCCGGUGGUUAGCCCAACCCUGAUCCAGCAUGAGCUCCUUCGACCUCCCGGCUCCCUCGCCACCUCGAUGCAGCCCCCAGUUCCCCAGCAUCGGCCAGGAGCCCCCCGAGAUGAAUCUUUACUAUGAGAACUUCUUCCACCCUCAGGGCAUGCCCAGUCCUCAGCGCCCCACCUCCUUCGAAGGUGGUGGCGAGUACGGGGCCACCCCCAACCCCUACCUCUGGCUCAAUGGGACAGCCAUGACCCCACCACCCUACCUGCCCGGCACUAACGCCAGCCCCUUCUUACCCCAGGCCUACGGCAUGCAGAGGCAGCUAUUGCCCAGUGAGCUGGGCUGGCUGCCCAUCCCCUCUCAGGAGGAGCUCAUGAAGCUGGUGCGCCCACCAUAUUCCUACUCAGCGCUUAUUGCUAUGGCAAUCCACGGUGCGCCUGACCAGCGUCUCACACUGAGCCAGAUCUACCAGUACGUGGCCGACAACUUCCCCUUUUACAACAAGAGCAAAGCUGGCUGGCAGAACUCCAUCCGCCACAACCUGUCACUCAACGACUGCUUCAAGAAGGUGCCCCGAGAUGAGGACGACCCAGGCAAAGGGAAUUACUGGACUCUGGACCCCAACUGUGAGAAGAUGUUUGACAACGGAAACUUCCGCCGGAAGAGGAAGAGAAAAUCAGAUGCAUCCUCCAGCACCGGCUCCUUGGCUUCUGAGAAAACGGAGAACAGUCUCCUGUCCAGCAGCCCCAAGCCCACAGAGCCUCAGGAGGUCUUAGACACUGCCUCACCAGACACCACCAGCAGCUCCCCAGAGAAGCGGUCCUCCCCGGCCCCCUCAGGCACCCCAUGUCUCAACAACUUCCUCUCUACCAUGACAGCCUACGUGAAUGGGACAAACCCCAUUAGCCGCUCAGCGGCCACACCAGGACUGAGCCCGGAGCCUAUUGACAAGAUGGGGCAGAACUCACUGAAUUUCAACUCCUACACCCCCCUUACCAACCUCAGUAGCCAUGGGAAUGGGGGUGAAUGGGCCAACCCGGUACCCACCAAUGCUCUGGGCUAUGGAGGCCCUGUCUUCAACCAGUUCAGUCCACAUUUCUACAAUAGCAUCAACACCAACAGUAUCCUCUUCCCCAGGGAAGGCACUGAAGUCUAGAGAUAGAACAGCUUCUGGUCUACAGAGCUGUCUGGGGGUGGCGGGGGGAGGGAGCAAUGGUGGUCCUUCAGACCAGAUCCCUCUCCUACCCCAAGGUCAGAGACAUUUGAACUUCCCAGAUAGCACCACAGGAAGCUUGGAAGAAUCUGUCUUCCUUCUAAGCACCGUUCUAGCCUUCUGGUUCUCUACACAGAUUUGAUCGUGAAUCUACACGGAUUUGAUAACUAAAGUGGGCGUACCAGGACCAGCUUGCCAUUAAUGAUGUGUCCAUUUGUUGAACACUUACUAUGUGCUGGUUCCUGUCUUGGGCUUUUUAAUGACACAGUCACACCAUGUACCCCAAGAGGUUCACUUGAUCCUCUCCAGUUGACAGAUCAUAAAACAAAGGCCCAAGAAAGUUGUCAGCUUUUCCAGGGUCAUGAAAAUGACAAAGAAAGGCAUUAAAGCAGAAGCUGGGUAACCCUCGGAGGCUGGAUAAAAGGAAGUGGGAUUGGAUGAACUGGAUGAGUGUUGGCAUAAAAAGCUGGUUAUGGUAAACACACACACACUUCCCACUGGCUUCUAGUGACCCCCUCAGAAUUCAACACCAAUUUGGCCAUGACAUAUCUCCCCUUUUUUCUUCUUGCCCCAGCUUCCCAGCCCAAGUACCCCUGUAGGACAAUACCUCUAGUAGGAGCAAUAUAGGGUAUCGCUUCAGUAGCCUUUCACAGAACUUGAACAGAGCCAGAGGUCAGUGAGAAAAGUGGUAUGUACCCCUGAACCCCCACUCUAGUACUGCCCACCCACAAAAUCUCAUAAACGCCAGCUUCCUGUGUGUAUGUGUCAUGGACCCGUGAAUAGGAUGUGGCUCAGCCUUCCAAGAGAAACAAGGCCAGAGGAGCAGAAUAAGCAUGUCCUUUUUUAUAGCCCUGGAGAGGUGGAUACUUGUCUGAGAGAACAAUGGCCUGGAGGGAGGGGUCCUCUGCCUGUGCUCGCUCAGAGGGCAGAGUGGCUGUUAGCACAGCCUCUGGUGCUGCUCUCUCUUCUUUUUGUGAGUUACUUUCUAUGCUGUGAUGUCACAUCACAGAACACCCUGAGAAGUGUUGUUUGGUUUCCUUGUUUUCUUUUGAAUUAAAAAGAAAGAAAGAAA